This is a messenger RNA of Chlamydomonas reinhardtii, 6783 nucleotides long. RefSeq lists its product as uncharacterized. The record is from RefSeq and is a predicted model, not a curated record. Gene Ontology annotation, biological process: positive regulation of transcription by RNA polymerase II. Gene Ontology annotation, cellular component: nucleus. Bases 148 to 6690 code for a protein of 2180 amino acids. Gene Ontology annotation, molecular function: histone binding; ATP binding; chromatin binding. The transcript has 13 exons. NCBI's taxonomy places the organism in Eukaryota, Viridiplantae, Chlorophyta, Chlorophyceae, Chlamydomonadales, Chlamydomonadaceae.
AUCCCGCUGCUAGCAGCAGCACACGCGCGCAGCACAAACUGUUAGAAGCUGUCUGCACCAAACACCGACUCGUCAAUCGUCUAUGGGCCGUGCGGUCCAUUUGUCAUCCUCUCAUUGUAACAAUUCAUGAAUUAGGCAGGACAUGCCAUGGCGGACGGCACGGAAAAGGAGGAACCCGAGCGGAAAGGUUCAAUGCCGCCGCGCUUGCUUGCCAACGAGCGCUGUGCAUUUUGCGGCCAGGAUCAAAAGGCCUGUGAUGGCAGUCUGGGUGCUUUCCUGGGCCCUAUCGAGGAUGGAAACCGAAACAACGUCUUUGUGCACCGGUUCUGCGCCCUGUGGAGCUCCGAGGUGUACCACAGCUCCGACGGCACGACGCUGCUGAACGUCGGCAAGGCCAUCCGCCGGGGGCGGCAGCUGCGCUGCGGCCUGUGCGGCGAGCGCGGCGCCACGCUGGGCUGCCGUGUGGAGCGCUGCAACACCUCCUACCACCUGCACUGCGCCAAAGCCAGCGGCUGCUUCUUCAACAUAGCGCGCUUCCUCAUCGCCUGCCCGCGACACGCGCACCUGUACAAGAAGGAGCAAGAGGAGGCGCGCAAGAUGGGCCUGCCGAGUGGGCCGGAGGGGCUGCAGUCCGGGGAGCGAAACCGCCGGCGGCACGACGGCGGCGGUGGCGGUGGCGCGGCCGCUGCUGGCGCCGGGGUGGAGGCCGCGGCGGGCGCCGGGCACCGCAGCAGCAAACGUCGCAGAAUUGACUUCAAUGCCAUCGGCCGGCACAUGGCGGUGGCGGCGGCGGGCAUGGCGGCGGCGCGGCGCGCGCACGAGGUGGCGGCGGCGGAGGCGGACGACGACGAGGCGGCGUUUGCGGUGAAGGAGCGGCGGCGCUACGCCAAGGACACGGCGCGCCUGGCGCCCGUGAUACUGGGAGGCGGGGGCGGAGGAGCGGGCGGCGGCGGAGGAGGAGCAGUAGCAGGAGGAGGAGGAGGAGCAGCAGCAGGGGGAGCUGGAGGAGGAGCGGGUGUAGCAGCGGCUGGGGUUGGGACCGGGGCUCUGGUAACGGCAACAGCAGCAGCAGCAGGAGGAGGGCCAGCGAUGCCUGUGGCGGCGCCUGCGCCUCUGCCGGCUGCUUACCGGCGCGGGUUCGAGGCUUUGGGCGGGCUGGGCCCGGUGGUGUGUGCGCUGCGCGAGAUGGUGUUGCUGCCGCUGCUGCGCCCCGGGCUGUUCGAGCGGCUGGGGUUGGCGGGCGCGGCGCCGCCCAGGGGCAUCCUGCUUCACGGGCUGCCUGGCACCGGCAAGACGCUGGCGGUGCGGGCUCUGGCGGGCGAGGUGGCUCGUGCCAGCCCGGUGCCUGUGGCGCUGUUCGCGCGGGGCGGCGCCGACGUGCUGGGCAAGUACCACGGCGACGCGGAGCGCACACUGCGACUGCUGUUCGAGGAGGCCCGGCGCCGCGCCCCCGCCAUCAUCUUCCUGGAUGAGCUGGAUGCACUGGCGCCCAGGCGCUCUGUGUCGGGCACGGGCGGCGCCGACCAGAUCUACGCCUCCGUGGUGGCCACAUUGCUGGCGCUCAUGGACGGACUGGCGGACAGGGGGCAGGUUGUUGUGAUCGGCGCCACCAACCGGCCCGACCACCUGGACCCCGCACUGCGCCGCCCCGGCCGCUUCGACCGCGAGCUGGGCUUCGGGCUGCCCAGCAGCGAGGAUAGGCUGCAGGUGCUGCGGGUGCACACGGCCGGCUGGAGCCCGCCGCCGCCGCCGGGGGUGCUGCAGCGCGUGGCGGCGGCCACGGAGGGAUAUGCAGGCGCGGACCUGCAGGCGCUGUGCUCCUCCGCGCUGCUGGCCGCCGUGCGCCGCAGCGUCAGCGCCGCCGGCACCGCUGCCGCGGCGGCGGCCGCCAGUGGUGGUGCCGGCGGCGGCGGUGGCGGCGCCUCCGCACUCGAGGCCCUGGUGCAGCGGCGGGCGGCGCUGCAGGAGCGGCGGCGUCUGCGGUGUCUGCAGCGGCAGCAGCGCGAGCAGCGGCUGCGGGCGGAGCAGGAGCGGCAGUGGCAGCAGCAGCAACAGGCGGAGGCGGAGCGGCAGCGGGAGGCGGAGCGGCGCGAACGGGAGAGGCAAGCGGCGGCAGGCCUGCGGCAGUUGGAGGCAGUGGAGGAGGGGCAUGAGCGCAAGGGCACCCAUGGCGGCAGCGGCAGUGGCGGUAGUGGCGGCGGCGAUGUGGACAUGGAGGAGGCCGCCGGCUCGGAGGCAGCAGACCUACUGGGGGCGCAGCCGCAGACACAGGCACAGGCUCCUGCACAGGCUCCGGCACAGGCACAGGCUGCGGCUGGCGCUGUUGUGGACAUCCACGCGGACAGCCAAAUGGAGGAGGCGGAGGCGAAUGCCGCUGCGCCGGGUGUAGCGGCGGGUGCUCGGCACGAAGCCGGCGAAGCUGCGGGCGGGGAUGGUGCGGGGGGUACGGGUGGCGAUGCGGACGCCUGCGGCGGUUCGCCGGCGGCUCCGCCGCCUGCAGCCCCUGCAGCCCGGCGGGGCUUCGCCUCCCUGCUGCGGGGCUUUGGAGCGCUGUACGACAGCACUGUUGCGCCGGCGCCCGCAACUGGGCAUGACGCUGCAGUUGGAGGUGCAGCUGCAGGUGAAACGGCCGCGGCGUCCGAUCCCGCGCGGCGUGCCGCGGCUGCAGCUGUGCCGCCGAGUGGUGCUGCCCGGCCAAGCGGUGGUGGUGCUGAUGCUGGUGUUGGUGCUGGUGCUGGUGCUGGUGCUGGUGCUGGUGCUGGUGCUGGUGGGUUGUCAGUGCCGGCGCAGCAGCAGGAGCAGCAGGGCCCGGCAACGGACACGCAGCAGGUGGCACCGGGGCCAGGCGCCGCUGCCGCUGAGGCAACGGCCGUCAAAGACCAGGCCAAGGUGCCGCUGCCGCCGCUUCCCGAGUUGUUGCCACAGCCUGGCGCGCAAGCGCUGGCACCGCUGCCGCCGAUCCGGACCGUUGGCAUAGCGGCAGAUACAGCCGCUACAGCCACCACAGCCGCUGCCACCACGACCACAGCCCUGGAGCUGGAUUGUCUGGACGAGGAAGAGGAGCCGGAGGGGCAGGAGGACGACUGGAUGGCAUGUGUGCGCGUGGAGGAGCAGGACUGGCUGUCGGCGCUGGCGGCAGCGCCGAAGCCCUGCGCGCUGCGCGAGGCCGCCGCCGCCAUGACGGCGGUGCUGCCGCUGCCGCCACCACGGCACGUGGCUGCGCUAGUGGCGCCGUCGGCGGCUGAGGCGAUGGCGCAGCUGGAGGCCGCAGGCGUGGCGGUGGGUUCGGCCGCGCUGCGGGCCUCUGCUGCCGCGACCACGGCUGCUGUUGCGGCAGCGGGCGCUCUGGCGGGGACUGGGCUGGAGGAGGCGGCGGCGGGUGCGGUGGCGCGCUUCUUGGACCAGCUGGCGGCGGCGGGGGUGGUGCAGCAGCUGUCGACAGCUACUCGUGCCGGUGCUGCUACUUACGCCGCGGCGCCGCUGGCAGCGUCAGAUGGCCAUGAGCAGCUCCAGAAGACUGCUGAUGUUGCGGGUCGGGAGACGGCAACAGCAGCUGAGGGCAGCGGCCUGGCGCCCUGGGCCCCGCUGGUGUCAUUGCAGCUGCAGAGCGCGCUGACGGGGCCGCGGCCGCCGGCCUGCCACCUGCUGCUGUGCGGCGCGGGCGGCGGCGGCGGCCAGGACGCUGUGGCCGCGAUGCUGCUGCGCCUGCUCAGUAACCCCAGCUCCGCAACUGCCGGCUUAGGCGGCGGCGGCAUCGCUCCUGCCAGCAUACACACGAUCAACCUGCCCGCAAUCGUGCUGCGAUCGGGUGGCGGCGGCGGGGAUAGCAGCGGCGUCGGAGGCUUCGGGGGCGGCGGCAGCAGUCGUGGCCGUGGCGGCGGCUGCGGUGACGACAAUGAUGCGGCGGCGGAGGGCGUGGCGGCGCUGGUGGCGGAGGCACUUGCGGCGGGCGCCGGCCAGCGGGCCAAUGGCGGUGGAAGUGCUGGCGGCAGCCUGGCGGCCCCGCCGCCGCUGCGAGUGCUGUUCCUGCCGGCCAUUGACACCUGGGCUCUGGAGCAGCGCGUGACGCUUGCGGCAGCGCCGGCAGGGGCAGCAGCGGCGGCGGCGGAGGCUGGCGGGAUGGACUUCAACGCUGUGUCGGAUGACGAGUCGCCGUCCUCAUCGGGUUCGGGCUUGGACUCAGACUCAUCCGAUGAUGACGACGACGACGAGGAGGAGGAGGCGGAGGAGGGCGGGGGCGAGCGGCCGCGGCAGCCGGGCUCUGGGCGGGGCAGUGGCGGGCUGAGGCUGGUGACCUACAGCCGCACCUGCGCCAGCCUGGCCUGGGGCGUGCUCAUGCAGCAGCUGUCGUCAGCAGCGGCGGCGGCGGCCGCAGGUGGUGGCGGCUGGGGCGCGGGUGCGGGCGCAGCCGCCGGGCCGGCGCUGCUGGUGCUCGCCACAUGCGGCCACCGCGCCUGCGACCUGCCGGAGGAGCUCCUGACGUUCUUUGGGGGCGGCAGCAGCAACAACAGCAACGGUAGUGGCAGCAGUGGCGACAACGGGACUGCGGCUGCAGACGGCGACGGCUCCGCCGGGCCCCUGGAGGCCGCUGACGGAGGCAUGGCGGCGGCUGAGGCGGCCAUGGCCGCCGCCCGUGCCGCCGGCCUCUUUGCGCCCUGGGGCUCCGGGGCGGCGGGGCUGCCGCCGUCGCCGCCACGGCCACCGUCCGGGCUGAGUGCGGCGGCACUGCAGCCCGCCAAGGUGCCGGUGCCGGCGCCACUCGCGUCCAGGCACGUGAUUGAGGUGGCGGAUCCGGGGGUGCCGCCUGUCGCGGCGGCCGCGGCCGUCGACGCGGCUGCCGGGGCGCUGGCGGAGGCAGCCCGUCUGGCGCUGGAAGCCGCGGCGGCGCAGCUGCAGCCGCCACAGCCGGUCAGCCCCGCCGGCCCUGCCGAAGCUGCGUCCGCCGAGGAGCCGUCCUUCAGUGGCGGUGUGCAGCGCGCGGGUCUGUCUGCACGGCUUGCGGCAAUGGCGGCCGGCGGCAGCAGUCCGGCGCGGCAGCGGCGCGGCACGCCGGCGCCGGCCGCGACGGGAGGCGGCUUCGGAGGCGGGGGCGCGGGACUCAGCGGCCGGGGCGCGGGCUCAGGGCAGCUGGCGCCGCCGCCGGCUCCGGGCUUGGGCCUCAGUUCUGGUGGGCAGCUGAACACUGCUGAGAUGGAGCGGGGGCGCAAGCUGCUGCUGCAGGCGCAACAAACAGUUCGGAGCAUCGCCUCCGGCAUGCUCCGCCGCCGCAGUGGCUGCCAACUGGCACGAGCCAACAUCCGCGGCGGCGCAGCCGCCGCGCUGGCACUCCUGGCCGCUGGAGGCGGCACCUCUGGGUCCGGCUCUGGCCCCAGCCCGUGCGCUUCUUCUCGAGCCUUGGAUCCAAUUAUGUACGGCAUUGUGCCCUCGAUUCCGGAACCAGAUCCUGGGGCUGCUGCAACUGUGGCCGGCGGUGGUGGUGGUGGUGGUGGUGGCGGCGGUGCGGAGGGCGCAGGGGCGGGCGCUGCGGGUGCAGCCGCACAGGGCGGCGGUGAGCGGCGGCGGCGGCGGCGCGAGGACGCGGUGGCUGUGUCCCUGGCGGCGGUGGCGCAGCACGCGUUGGAAGGCCGCAUACACACGCUGGACCAGUUCAAGCGGGCGGUGCGGCAGACCGCAGAGCUCAUCCGCGCAGCCCGCGGCGCCGAGCCGGCGGCCGCAUCAGCCGCCGCCGCCGCUGCCGGCACCGGCGGCGGCAGCACGGGUGCGGGCUACAGCCGCGCGGCUGCUGCGGCGUCUAUGUGGGAGGACCAGGCUAUAGCAGCGGCGGAGGUGGCGGAGCGAGCGCUGGGGCUGGACGAGGGCGGCGGCGAGGGCCGGCGGCUGAUGCUGGCGGCGCUGGCGCACUAUGCGGCGGCCGGUGGAGACCCGGCGGCGUGGCGGCCUGGCGGCGGCGGCGGCGGUGCUGCUGGUGCUGGUGCGCUGCCUGCGCCAGCGGCAGUGGAUGGCCUGGGAGCGGUGGGCUCACCGACCCGGGCGGCCCGGCUGCGGGGUGCUGGCGGCAGCGGCGGCGGCCUGUCAGGUACACCCUCGCGCCUUGCCGCUGCCAGCAAUGGUGCCGCCGCCGGCGAUGGCACGCCGCGCGCGGCACUGGCCGCCGCAGCUGCCGCCGCCUUGUUCGGCUCGGGGGCGCGCGGCUCGCCGGUGCCGCCGCAGCACACGGCUGGCGGCGGCGGCGGCGUCAGCCGGCUUAGCAGCUUGAGCGCCUGGACGGCGGCGGAGGCGGCGGAGGCGGCGGCGGAGGUAGCUGUUGAGGUGGCGGCGCUGGCGGAGCCGCCGGCGCGGACUGGCCUGCCUUGCUCCCCUGCGGAGCUGGCGGAGGCAGUGGUGGAGCAGCUGCGGAGCUCGGGGCAGCUGCGGGGCGCAGUCGCGGCCGGCUGUAGCGGCGCUGCGGUGGCGGCAGUAGCGGGCUCGGGUGCACGGGCCAGGGGCGAGGCGGGUGUGGAGGGGGCGGUGGGCGUGUUUGAGGAGCACGUUCGAGCGCUGGUGGCGCGCGUGGUCAUUGCCGCAGCACAGGCGGUGCCAGGCGCGUCGGCGGCAAUGGCAGGCAAUGCGGAUGGUGGGCUGGCCCGGGACCGCGAGGGCCUGGUUGACACGAUCGCAGAUGCGCUUGUCGCCGCCUUGAGCAGCGGUUGAGGCCGCCCCGCUCCACCGUCAGAGUCUGUACGGGAGGAUGCGACCUCCGCAAGCUCGUUAGACGACUGGGCGUACAUGUAAUUCUGCAACCCC